Molecule: messenger RNA, 2370 nt
Organism: Knipowitschia caucasica
Lineage: Eukaryota; Metazoa; Chordata; Actinopteri; Gobiiformes; Gobiidae
Source: the annotation of a GenBank genome assembly
AUGACGCCGGGACUCAGCGCCGGGACUCAGCGCCGGACUCAGCGCCCGACUCAGCGCCGGGACUCAGCGCCGAUCAGCGCGGGACUCAGCGCCGGGACUCAGCGCGCCAGACUCAGCGCCGGACUCAGCGCCGGACUCAGCGCCGGACCGCCCGGGACUCAGCGCCCGGCUCAGCGCCGGGACUCAGCGCCCAGACUCAGCGCCCAGACUCAGCGCCCAGACUCAGCGCCCAGACUCAGCGCCCAGACUCGCGCCCAGACUCAGCGCCCAGACUCAGCGCCCAGACUCAGCGCCUCAGACUCAGCGCCCAGACUCAGCGCCCAGACUCAGCGCCCGACUCAGCGCCGGACUCAGCGCCCGACUCAGCGCCCGGACUCAGCGCCGGACUCAGCGCCCAGACUCAGCGCCCAGACUCAGCGCCCAGACUCAGCGCCCAGACUCAGCGCCCAGACUCAGCGCCCAGACUCAGCGCCCAGACUCAGCGCCCAGACUCAGCGCCCAGACUCAGCGCCCAGACUCAGCGCCCAGACUCAGCGCCCAGACUCAGCGCCCAGACUCAGCGCCCAGACUCAGCGCCCAGACUCAGCGCCCAGACUCAGCGCCCAGACUCAGCGCCCAGACUCAGCGCCCAGACUCAGCGCCCAGACUCAGCGCCCAGACUCAGCGCCCAGACUCAGCGCCCAGACUCAGCGCCCAGACUCAGCGCCCAGACUCAGCGCCCAGACUCAGCGCCCAGACUCAGCGCCCAGACUCAGCGCCCAGACUCAGCGCCCAGACUCAGCGCCCAGACUCAGCGCCCAGCAGACUCAGCGCCCAGACUCAGCGCCCAGACUCAGCGCCCAGACUCAGCGCCCAGACUCAGCGCCCAGACUCAGCGCCCAGACUCAGCGCCCAGACUCAGCGCCCAGACUCAGCGCCCAGACUCAGCGCCCAGACUCAGCGCCCAGACUCAGCGCCCAGACUCAGCGCCCAGACUCAGCGCCCAGACUCAGCGCCCAGACUCAGCGCCCAGACUCAGCGCCCAGACUCAGCGCCAGACUCAGCGCCCAGACUCAGCGCCCAGACUCAGCGCCCAGACUCAGCGCCCAGACUCAGCGCCCAGACUCAGCGCCCAGACUCAGCGCCCAGACUCAGCGCCCAGACUCAGCGCCCAGACUCAGCGCCCAGACUCAGCGCCCAGACUCAGCGCCCAGACUCAGCGCCCAGACUCAGCGCCCAGACUCAGCGCCCAGACUCAGCGCCCAGACUCAGCGCCCAGACUCAGCGCCCAGACUCAGACUCAGCGCCAGACUCAGCGCCCAGACUCAGCGCCCAGACUCAGCGCCACUCAGCGCCCAGACUCAGCGCCCAGACUCAGGCGCCCAGACUCAGCGCCCAGACUCAGCGCCCAGACUCAGCGCCCAGACUCAGCGCCCAGACUCAGCGCCCAGACUCAGCGCCCAGACUCAGCGCCCAGACUCAGCGCCCAGACUCAGCGCCCAGACUCAGCGCCCAGACUCAGCGCCCAGACUCAGCGCCCAGACUCAGCGCCCAGACUCAGCGCCCAGACUCAGCGCCCAGACUCAGCGCCCAGACUCACGCCCAGACUCAGCGCCCAGACUCAGCGCCCAGACUCAGCGCCCAGACUCAGCGCCCAGACUCAGCGCCCAGACUCAGCGCCCAGACUCAGCGCCCAGACCAGCGCCCAGACUCAGCGCCCAGACUCAGCGCCCAGACUCAGCGCCCAGACUCAGCGCCCAGACUCAGCGCCCAGACUCAGCGCCCAGACUCAGCGCCCAGACUCAGCGCCCAGACUCAGCGCCCAGACUCAGCGCCCAGACUCAGCGCCCAGACUCAGCGCCCAGACUCAGCGCCCAGACUCAGCGCCCAGACUCAGCGCCCAGACUCAGCGCCCAGACUCAGCGCCCAGACUCAGCGCCCAGACUCAGCGCCCAGACUCAGCGCCCAGACUCAGCGCCCAGACUCAGCGCCCAGACUCAGCGCCCAGACUCAGCGCCCAGACUCAGCGCCCAGACUCAGCGCCCAGACUCAGCGCCCAGACCAGCGCCCAGACCCAGCGCCCAGACCCAGCGCCCAGACCCAGCGCCCAGACCCAGCGCCCAGACCCAGCGCCCAGACCCAGCGCCCAGACUCAGCGCCCAGACUCAGCGCCCAGACUCAGCGCCCAGACUCAGCGCCCAGACUCAGCGCCCAGACUCAGCGCCCAGACUCAGCGCCCAGACUCAGCGCCCAGACUCAGCGCCCAGACUCAGCGCCCAGACUCAGCGCCCAGACUCAGCGCCCAGACUCAGCGCCCCAGACUCAGCGCCCAGACCCAAGCGCCCAGACCCAGCGCCCAGACCCAGCGCCCAGACUCAGCGCUGGGGUUAA